This is a messenger RNA of Trichomonas vaginalis G3, 219 nucleotides long. RefSeq lists its product as uncharacterized. Bases 1 to 219 code for a protein of 72 amino acids. The record is from RefSeq and is a predicted model, not a curated record. The transcript has a single exon. Lineage: Eukaryota; Parabasalia; Trichomonadida; Trichomonadidae.
AUGAUGAUGAACCAUUAUCAACUAAACCAACAGAACAAAAGAAAGAAGAACCAAAGAAGGAAGAAUCUCCAAAGCCAGCAAAGAAGUCGCUCUUCGACGAAGACGAGCCACUCUCUGCUUCACCAAAACCAGCUGAACAAAAGAAGGAAGAAACACCAAAACCAGCCAAGAAAUCAUUAUUUGAUGAUGACGAAGACGAAGCACCAAAGGCCAAACUAG